UUCAACCUUACACUCCUAAACGCACCCACUCUGGCAUCACUCUCAGCCCACCACACAGACCCCCAAGCAUUAGCACAACAACUUAGCAACCACCUCACAGCAACCAACCCACCACCACAACAAGCAUGACACGCGAUAACCACGGUAGAAUCUUCCCGACACCACUACACCACCACACCACACCAUUACCCUCCUAUUCCAGCACCGGAGAUUGUACAGCGCUCCACUUUCCCUCCGCCAGCAGCACGCCAGCCGGGCAGCUCAAGCCACGUCCGGAAGGGAAGGGGCGGGCUGGUAGCGGAACAGGACGGGCAGUGCUGGGCGAGAACCGGGUGUGAGAGGCUGUGAUUGCUGUGCGUCGGGUUACCUUUCUGCCCAUCUGCCUGUGAGGAUCUGCAUUGCUGUGGGUGAAGCUGUGAGGGUAUAAACAUUCAAAUCUGACAACUUUACCCUAUCAAGCGAGAAGAAAUAAAAAGGAAAAAUACAUAAUUUAUACAAGUAAAAGGGAUAAGAGGAUACAGAAACACGAGAAGUACUAUUCAAGAAGUCACAAGACACCCGCCCGUUCUUGUCAAUCCGCCGGCAAUCCAGUAAACGUCAACAAAUCAUCAUGACUGAGCAAGUAGCUGACAUCGCCUUGAUCGGCCUGGCGGUGAUGGGGCAGAACCUCAUCCUGAACAUGGACGAUCAUGGGUGGGUGGUGUGUGCCUUCAAUCGCACCACGGAGAAGGUGGACAGUUUCCUGGCCAAGGAGGCGAAGGGAACAAAGGUGGUGGGCGCUCACUCCCUUCCCGAGAUGGUGGCCAAACUGAAGAAACCGAGGCGUGUUAUGCUGCUGGUGAAGGCUGGUGCUGCUGUGGACAGUUUCAUUGAGAAGCUGAUCCCUCUGCUGGAGAAAGGGGACAUUAUUAUUGAUGGCGGAAACUCUGAGUACCAGGACACCCAGAGAAGAUGUCACCAGUUGGCAGAGCGAGGCCUGCUGUACGUUGGGUCUGGGGUGUCUGGUGGGGAAGAGGGGGCUCGCUAUGGUCCCUCACUCAUGCCCGGAGGUCACAAAGAGGCCUGGCCACACAUUCAGCCCAUCUUCCAGAGCAUCUGUGCCAAGGCGGGGGACGAGCCUUGCUGUGACUGGGUGGGCGAGGACGGUGCCGGCCACUAUGUUAAAAUGGUGCACAAUGGCAUAGAGUACGGUGACAUGCAGCUCAUCUGUGAAGCCUAUCACCUCAUGAAGGAUGCCCUGGGGAUGAGCUGUGAUGAGAUGAGUGAGGUGUUUGCUGAGUGGAACAAGGGUGAGCUGGACUCCUUCCUCAUUGAGAUCACCGCCAACAUCCUGGCAUUCAAGGACACAGAUGACGAGGCGCUAGUGGAGAAGAUAAGGGACGCAGCGGGACAGAAGGGAACUGGGAAGUGGACUGCUAUCUCUGGUCUUGACUUUGGCACACCGACAACCCUCAUUGCCGAGUCUGUGUUUGCCCGGUGCCUCUCUGCCCUCAAGGAUGAGCGAGUGAGGGCGAGUGAUGUACUGAAAGGCCCCUCCAAGUCUACCUAUUCAGGAGACAAGGAGGAAUUUGUGGAGUACAUCAGGAAGGCCCUGUAUGCCAGCAAGAUUGUGUCCUACGCUCAGGGCUUCAUGCUCCUGAGGGAGGCGGCAGCUAAGUUUGGAUGGAACCUCAACUAUGGAGGAAUUGCCCUCAUGUGGCGUGGUGGCUGCAUCAUCCGCAGUGUGUUCCUGGGCAAGAUCAAGGACGCCUUUGACACCAACCCCCACCUCACCAACCUGCUCCUUGAUGACUUCUUCCGUGAUGCGGUGGGGCGCUGCCAGGACGGCUGGAGGGCAGUGGUGGCUCAGAGUGCCCUCCUUGGCAUUCCAUCCCCAGCAUUCAACUCGGCGCUGGCAUUCUACGAUGGUUACCGCUCUGCUGUGCUGCCUGCUAACUUGAUUCAGGCCCAGAGAGAUUACUUCGGGGCUCACACCUAUGAACUGGCUGCUUCCCCUGGCAAGUUCCACCACACUAACUGGACCGGCACAGGAGGGGAUGUGUCCGCCACCACCUACGAUGCCUAGAGGAGCAGCUGGGCAAUCUUUCAAUAGCCUCUCCCUUUUUUUGCUCUCUCUCUCUCUCUCUCUCUCUCUCUCUCUCUCUCUCUCUCUCUCUCUCUCUCUCUCUCUCUCUCUCUCUCUCUCUCUCUCUCUCUCUCUCUCUCUCUCUCUCUCUCUCUCUCUCUCUCUCUCUCUCUCUCUCUCUCUCUCUCUCUCUCUCUCUCUCUCUCUCUCUCUCUCUCUCUCUCUCUCUCUCUCUCUCUCUCUCUCUCUCUCUCUCUCUCUCUCUCUCUCUCUCUACCAUAACACUUAUCACACCUGCAACAUCUACACCCCCCUCAGCACUCCAACACAUGUGAGACUAAGCAAGACUGUGUUCCAUUAAGAAAAAAUCAAUAAUUAACGCUGAUUAAACUAGGUCCACUUUCAUCCUAUUUUGACAACUGUUUAGAUUUUGCCUUAGUGUGGCCUUAUACUAAUCCAGCAACAUACAUUUCUAGAGCUGGUGUUACUACAAAGUUCUCUGGAUUCAAACUUCACCCAUGCUCUUAAAAUUCUCUCACAAACAACUAUCAGUACCACUAUGCAAGCACUUGGAUAACAUAAAGUCAGCCUCAUGGAGCUUCUGUUACCCCGAGGUGGCAAACAGACUCUCCACAACAGUAAGGUGCUGGCCAGACCCUCACUCUGGUAACACUGCCCCAUAGUGCCUCAAGUGGGGACUGGCAAGGUGCAAGUUAAGCCUUCCCCCAAAGACUUCUGUUUCCUUGAAUUGAACCUUACAUACCCCUUGCCCUCUUUACAUAACAAAGUGCUAGGGGAGGAACUGUAGGUAGUAUGAAUCCCAGUAGGUGUUUGAAAAAGAAAUAUUGAGGGUGUUAUGUGUUAAGGUGGUAAAGGAAAUGAUCUGGUGUGUGUGUUGUGUUAGCAUCGGGGGUACUGUUGUAAAUAACACCUGUUGUAUUCUAGACUACCACUGGAAAUAUGAUAUUAGUGACAAUAGGGACCUCCAGUAACACACACACACACACACACACACACACACACACACACACACACACACACACACACACACACACACACACACACACACACACACACACACACACACACACACACAAAGAGAAGACCAAAA
This is a messenger RNA of Scylla paramamosain (green mud crab), 3176 nucleotides long. RefSeq names its product 6-phosphogluconate dehydrogenase, decarboxylating-like (gene Pgd). NCBI's taxonomy places the organism in Eukaryota, Metazoa, Arthropoda, Malacostraca, Decapoda, Portunidae. Gene Ontology annotation, biological process: pentose-phosphate shunt, oxidative branch; pentose-phosphate shunt. Gene Ontology annotation, cellular component: cytosol. Bases 611 to 2065 code for a protein of 484 amino acids. Gene Ontology annotation, molecular function: NADP binding; phosphogluconate dehydrogenase (decarboxylating) activity. The record is from RefSeq and is a predicted model, not a curated record. The transcript is spliced from 13 exons.